AUAAAACAAAAAAAUUAAAUAAAUAAAAAAAAAUGGCAGACGGAGACUCACCCGCAGUUGUAAUUGAUAAUGGAUCUGGUAUGUGUAAAGCAGGAAUAGCUGGAGAUGACGCCCCAAGAGCAUCAUUCCCUGCAAUAGUAGGAAGACCAAAAAUGCCCGGUAUUAUGGUUGGAAUGGACCAAAAAGAAUGCUAUAUUGGAGACGAAGCCCAAGCCAAAAGAGGUGUUUUAAACUUAAAAUAUCCUAUAGAGCAUGGUAUAGUAACAGACUAUGAUGAUAUGGAAAAAAUAUGGCAUCAUUGUUUCUUUAAUGAACUUCGUGUUGCUCCUGAAGAACACCCUUGUUUAUUAACUGAAGCUCCUUAAAAUCCUAAAUUGAAUCGUGAAAAGAUGACUAAAACAAUGUUUGAGACAUUUAACGUACCCGCUUUUUACGUUGCUAUCUAAGCAGUGCUUUCUUUAUAUGCAUCAGGUAGAACUACUGGUAUUGUAGUUGAUUCUGGAGAUGGUGUAACUCAUACAGUCCCUAUUUAUGAAGGUUAUGCUCUUCCUCAUGCUAUUUUAAGAAUUGAUUUGGCUGGAAGAGACUUAACUGAUUAUAUGAUGAAACUUUUAUACGAAAUUGGACUUAAUUUCUCAUCUUCUGCUGAAAAAGAAAUCAUUAGAGAUAUCAAAGAAAAAUUAGCUUAUGUCUCUCUUGAUUUCGAUUAGGAAAUGAAAAGUUAUGAAAAUACUUCUUAAAAUGAUAAACCUUAUGAAUUACCUGAUGGUAAUAUUAUUACUGUAUAAAACUAAAGAAUUAGAUGCCCUGAAUUAUUGUUCAAGCCAGCUCUUAUUGGUAAAGAAUUUCCUGGUAUCCAUGAAUUGAGUUUCAACUCUAUCAUGAAGUGUGAUGUUGAUGUCAGAAAAGAUCUCUAUAAUAAUGUCGUACUUUCUGGUGGUACUACUAUGUUCCCUGGUAUUGCUGAAAGACUUUCUAAAGAAAUUAGUGCUUUAGCACCUUCUUCUAUGAAAAUUAAAGUUGUUGCACCCCCUGAGAGAAAAUAUUCUGUCUGGAUUGGUGGUUCUAUUUUAUCUUCUUUAUCCACUUUCUAAACUAUGUGGAUUACUAAAGCUGAAUACGAAGAAGCUGGUCCUUCUAUUGUUCACAGAAAAUGUUUCUGAUAAGAACUUUUAUUUUAUUUUAUUUUAUUUGUCGGUUUUUUAUUUAUUUUUAAUAUUAAAAAAUUUUAUAAUAAAAAAAAAUUAGGGUUUUCAUUUUUUUUAUAUUUUUUUUCGAUUAAAUAAGAUUUUUUUAAAAAAAUAUUUUAUAAUAAUGC
Ichthyophthirius multifiliis is the source of this 1318-nucleotide messenger RNA. RefSeq lists its product as hypothetical. The transcript has a single exon. The record is from RefSeq and is a predicted model, not a curated record. Lineage: Eukaryota; Ciliophora; Oligohymenophorea; Hymenostomatida.